CGACAGCUGAACAACCUGGAAAACUUGAAAGCCGUUGGUAGCGUUGUUCACUACGGAAGCAUUAUACAGUUGCUACACCUCGAGUCAAAUAGGAUGGUUACGUUUAAAAAAAAGUACCCGGCUUUUUUGGAGAGAUCUGCUCUACGCGUGCAACUUGAAGAGGACGGCAGCGAAGGCUCGUGGCUUUGUAUUCAACCUUUGUAUAAACACAGGCAGGCGGGAGAUCCAGUAGUCGCCGGCGAUCGCGUUCUAUUAACAUCAGUGCGAACUGGGCAUGCUCUAAAUUUAAGCAUAGUUCGCCAACCAAACCAAGAAUACCAAGUGGAAGUGAACGGAAUGCUCAUGUCAAAUGUUGGCUGGCACGCUAUGCUUUAUUUGAACUACAGCCAGAACAUGCAAGAUGUCCUCAAAGGGGGCGAUGUUAUUCGGAUGUUCCAUGCAGAGACUGAACGAUUUCUCACCUGCGAUGAAUAUCAGGGUGAAGCGCAAGUAUUUCUACGUACCACAUAUCGGAUUGCGACCAAGACUGCUACAAGUUCAAAGGCCCUGUGGGAGGUUGAGGUAAUUCACCGUGAUAUGAUGCGCACUGAAGCCGGUCGCUGGAACAGUUUAUACCGUCUGAAGCACAUAGCGACUGGUUUGUAUCUAUGCGCUAAAUUUACUGAACAGCCAGUUUCUGCGUCAUCAUCCCACGAAUCCGAAGACCAUUGCAAUUUUUAUUUGUCCGUCACAUCCAAACCGACGCUGAGCACUAUCUUUGAGCUGGAAUCGACGACUCACAUGGAAAGUUUGGAGGACUUUAUUCCAAGGGGAUCCUUUGUUCGGAUAUUUCACCCAGAAUCCGGAACUUGGGUCAAGUCAACUAACAUUGCGAUUGAUGCCGAUGCAGACAGGCCAAUCAUGCAUAAGCUGGGUUGCCUCUCUCAAAAAGAGGAUAAAGAAGCGUUUUCACUGGUGCCUGUAUCAGCCGAGACCGUGCGCGAAUUGGACUUUGCAAGCGAUGCGAUCAAACAGCUUGCAGGGAUUGCAGAUGCCUUCGAAGACGGAACAUUUUCAAGUGAGCAAAAAGGGACAUUGGUUUCACUACUAACGGAAUUAAUUCGCUUCAUGUUGGAUGGAGUGGAACCUCAUCACACAAAUUUAUACAUGCUGUCUAACGAAGGCGCUCCUGUACGUGAACGGCAGAAACUUAUUAGAGAACAAAGCAUUAUAAAGCAGGAAUUCAUAUUACUGGAAGCAAAGCUAACGAGCUUUAAGCUAUCCCGCAUUCCUAUAAAUCUGUUAUUGCAAACUAAACCGCCUGACUCACAUUUUCUGCAGGUAUUCCGCAUCCUCAGUUCUGCUGCAUUCAAUUCCCUUGACCAGUCGGAGGCUAGACCUAUGGGUGAACCACUCAAUCCGUUCUCUGAGCUUAUAUCCGAGAGUCCAGAUGACUGGGAAGCCACUGCAUCUAUUCCAGGACUGCAAUUACACGAGCUGCGGCAAAUUGGAUCACUUUGUUACACUUUUCUAAAAGUUGCUCAGAAGGACUACCGUAAAAACCAGGAGCACAUUGCACAACAGCUGCAUCUGAUGCAAUCCCAUAUUGGACUAGGAAUUAUGGCAUCCGAUACAUUAGCGGCACUUCUUCACAAUAACCGCAAGCUACUCGAAAAGCACGUAGGACCUAGAGAGAUCACUACAUUUGUCAACCUACUGCGAGUGAAUUACGACACUCGGUUGGUUGAUGAUGAGAUUUUCCUGUUGUGGAGUCGACUUCUCGAGAUCAACAAUACUGUAUCUUUAUCAUCAAAUCUAGCACCAAGGUUAAAUUAUGGCAGGAUCGCCCUGGUUGAGUUAUGCCAGCUAGCAAGUAUGCGGUCUCUAGUGAGUCAAACACAUAUGACGGACAACGAGCAUCAGCCAUUAACCAUCCUCCAGUAUUAUCAAAGUCAAAUGGAACUGUUUGCUCAAAUGUGCAGAGAGCGGCAAUACAUUGCAAUCAACUUUCUGGCACCUCAGCUGCCAAUUUCGCUUUUGCUUAGAUGUAUAGAGGAUUGUCGUCUACCAGCAGAGCUCCGUGCAGUACAUUGCAAACUGUUACUUCAUCUGCACCUGGAUAAAAGUCCGCAAGAACCUAGGCAGUCUAUUCAAUAUGUAUGGUUAUGGAGGAAGAUUGGGCGCAACUAUGGUUUAGAUGGGUAUGAUCCCAUGGAUGUGCUCACGUCAGAACAGCUACAAAGCCGCGGACAAUUCACACCGGUUAUGGAGUUCAUUAGUUCCUGCCUUGCAGACGCGGCCUCAAGUGACCGGUGGUUUCAAGACCCAUUUCAAAGCAAGCUAAUUAUGGAGGUCGUUGUGUUGGCGAAAUAUCUUGUUUACUUUUCGCUUUAUUCGUUGUCGGCGUUGCUUUCUCUUGGAAGGACACUCCUUCUCUUAAUGGACCGCUGUACACACGGGGAACCGACGACGCAUAAAUCAGGUGGACAAUGGCACUAUGAUUCUGAGGAUAAAAGUAUUGCCCGUACAAAGCUGAGCAUUUUGGAGAUACUCCAGUACAUCUUGGAUACACGCGUGAAUCACCGUGUAUACAGUCUACUUGCGUUCUACAAGCACAAAGUGGAGGGUGAUCCUCUUCUGCAACUGGUGAGAGAAGGAGCUAACAAAAUUGCUGUGAAAGAUGAAGCUUCGAUACUCACAGGUUCUGUUAAAUUUGGCUGUCAUAUGGAACAAGCAGAAAUAACUACCUUGGACAAAAUGGAGACUACAUGUACAAAGGAUGAACACUACCGAAUGAUUACAAGUGUGUUGAAUGACCAAAGAAUAACCUUCAACCCACUGGAUAUUGACGGCUGUCAUGGUCGGCUGAUGGUCAGUGUUCUGGUCCGCCUAGUGUUGUCACCAGAUCCUAAGCUGGUUGCACAUUCCCUUGAACUGUUGUUCAGGCAUUACGGUCAACACGAAGAAUUCGUGGGCGUACUAAAGCAGACGCAAAUUCUGCUUAUGGAAGACCACGUGGAAAUGUAUCACCAACUUAGCUACUACUUGACCUUGUUGAGGAAUCUCGUUGAACAGUCAGAACUAUGGAUCAAAAGGAAAUAUAGUUCAGCUUUUGAGGAUACUGAUGCUAUUUCCCGGAAAAACAUGAUUGUCAUUAAAAACAUAAUAACUAAACUCAUUCAAAUUUGCACUGCAACGAAAUCCGACUAUGUAAAUGAGACGUCACCACAAUUUAUUCAAUGGGCUUACGCUUCACACACGCAAGAGCCACAACAAGAGUCAGUGUGGUUGACAGCAAAGAACACGAUGUCCAAAGGACAACUCCAGCAGCUGUUGAAUCAUUUGGGAAUACAAGACAUUCUGCUUCAGUUUCUAAACGUGCCUUUACAUAAUGACCAACUAUCUGAUGAGGUUUUGUUGUAUACAAAGCAACUGCUCUGUAUUCUGUGCGCGGACAACCCUCAAGGACAAGCAGUGAUACACAGAAAUCUGGAUUGCUUUUUAACCGACAAAGUGAGUUGUUCAAGCACGAUGGCAGUGUCUGUGGAGCAAAGAUAUCCUCAUAAAUCUUUGGCCCCCCUUCAGACGCUGUAUGCCAACUCCCGCAGCCGUGUGAAGGUCUACGGGAAGCUCUCUUCUGAGUUCACCACAUCAAGUUGUGUCACACAGGGCUAUCCUCUACUACCUUUCCUCUUCAACUUCGUCACUGAUACGAUCAUGGAAGACUCACUGCCAGCCUCUACUGCCUGUGGGGUCGAGGUCCUCCCGGGGCGUUGGCUCGAAGGUAUCGAGUGCUCAGGCGAUAUUGCUCUUCUUGGAUCUGACCCAACGCUGGAAGACGCAGCAGUUUUUACAGCAGUAUUGUACAAGAACGCACAGUUGUGUUCAGCAAUCCAGAGGAAACAUAUUCGUCAUUUUACCCGCUGUAUCCAACUACAUGGACCUCGUUUUGUAUGGCUACAGCUACUGUCGGUCAUUCUUAAUGUCCACGAACAACCUCAGUCGUCACUUCAAGAUAUGGUUAUUUCUGAGCUGCUUUCAACAGGCGACGAACCACUGAUGCCUCUGCGCGACCCUGAUAUCAUCAUUGACUUUCUGACUGAAAAAGGAAACGAAGUCAUCAUACCUGAAACCGACCUACAUAAAACGGCAUUUAAUGAGUCACUCACUACCUCCGAAAAAAUUGCCUCACACCUAGAAUUGAUCCAUAUUUUGAGCUCAGCAGCGUCCGGCAGGAACUCCUUUGUCCAGCUGAAGUGUCAAACAUGGUUUCGACUAAAUGAUGUUGUACGAUUGCUGAUUCACCCUGUGUUACGAAUAUCUCAGUACGCUGUGCUACGUCAUACCUACCUGACCUAUCUGCAGAACGUGUUUUUUAAUACGGAAAUGGGUACUAAACAAGCAUGGGCGCCGAGCAGCUCCGUUUGGUUGCUGUGGGCGGAUUAUGUCAACGAGUUUGACCAAACCGAAUGGCAGACGGAGCUUCUACCGGACGAAAUCAAAUUCCGUACAAAACUUCUUUCCUGUCUCACCAUCUUUUUCCGUGCUGCACCAGUUCAGUGCGCUGCGUCCUUUAAGGUCCAUCACUCAUUGAUUGAACGUUUACUUAACACCCUCGCAAAACUGUCGGAAACUUCUAUUCGAUCAAGUGUUGCUAUUUGUGUACACAGCAUUUUACACCUGGCCAAGAAAAACAACCUUCAUUUGACUCAUGAAAACAACCUGGAAAAGACGUGCCAGGUGGAAUCCGACAAAUCACCAAUAAGGCAGUUCGACAGGUUCUGCACACCGUUCCAAGGUCAAAGUGUCGAUAAAAAUGCUACGUCAAAUGACAGCCAUGAGAUAUUUCAGCAGACGGGUUUAAAUAAGCCUCCGUUAUUUGAGGAGUCUGUAGUCACUUGCACAGUGAGACCGCCUACGCAGCAGGCCGUACCACGAGAGCCGUCUGAAGACUUGGGAAACACCAUACUACCCGCUGAUGUGAUCGACAUACAUUUAAAGCUUAUUUUUCGAGCCAUUGAAGUCCAGUUACGAACCACGAUCAAACAAGAAUACCGACAGCUUGCGUAUGAAUUAUGUACAUCUCAGUCUUCGAUGUUAUCAGAGAACGGGUUUCGGAAGGGUCUCACUCUGGAUACUUUUAUGUCUUCGCUCAUCCGGCAUGCACAUCGGCUGAUUGAUGAAGGCGGCAAUGGAAGAUUUUCGAAAAUUUUGGAUACACUAAAGUCCAUGGUCGCAGUUUCCCAGCAGCAAGUCGAGUCUUUGCUCUUAACCGGGGGGGAUUGUUGCGCCCAUGGCCCCAACGAACCUUGCAUGGUGUUACGCCAAGCUUCAGGCACACACCGCGGAUUAUGCGAGUUAAUCAUCAGAUGUGUCACAGAAAGUUUGAAUAACGAAGCGGUCUACAUCAAAGCUCUGGAAAUCGCCAACAGUUUACUGGCGGAAGGAAAGCGUUCACUGCAGGAUCAGUUUUUCGUCUGUCUCAACGAAGAUCGAUCAGGGGCAAACUUUUUCCACGCCAUAUUUCGGUGUUUGCAUGCCAUACAAACACAACUCAAUGUGUGCAGUGGAUCCACAGAUUUGAGAAAAAACGAAAAUGAGUGCGUGGACUAUUCGAGUCUGCCAUUUGCCAAAAGAACCCAGUCGGAUGGGGACUGGUCGGCCCCACCGCUGAAAGAUAUUUCUCGGUCAUUGCAUCCACUCCUACUCUUUAUAUCCCAUCUUUGCUCAUCUCACCAUUCCGGAUUUCAGAAUCUUUUCCGCCAUCAAAAGGACAAUGUGACGAGCUACAACUUGGUCAGUGAGAUCCUGCUACUUCUAGUCAACCUCGGCAGAGCCGCCACCUUACACAGCCAAAUGAAGCUACCGAUGUUGCCUCCAGAUGUCAAGCCUGAAUUGCGUAGCGCUCUACAACCAGUAAUCAACAAGACUGGAACAACCGACUUGGACACUUUCACAGUAGAGAUAUCUGUACCCGGAGCACUUCAACAAGCUCGUCGCUCAUCUGUCGAAUCUCGAAAUUUUCCACUUAACUCUAAAUCCCUUUCAAAAGCCCCACCAGUUGUUUUGGAGCUAAUGCUUCUCGUGCUAACAUGUCUAACCCAAUUUUGCCAGGGUCCGUGUUCAGCCAAUCAAGAUAUAAUAGUAGGUCCCAAUAUUGAUGGUUUGGAAGCCAUUGUGAAAAUCCUAACGGAAACUCUGAACUGGCUGAAACCUCGAAAAGUUAAACCGUCUUCCACUCGGACAGCUGAACAGAUUGUACGUUUGAAGCUUCAAGCUGUUCGAUUGCUGCUGAGCACAAUGGAAGGUAGAAAAGAAGAUCUUGUGGCGAACAGGAUACUGAGGAUUUUUUCCUGCAAGGACAUUAUGGCCACUAUUUACUACCACUACUCUUGCGGUCGUGAUUCAAACUGGGCUACCAAUGCGAUACGGGAAUCAAUGACUGAGGUUGGACAUUCUGUGUACUUACUUGCGCAGCAGCUCUCACACCACAAUCCCGAACUCGCACGUUGCUUUGCAGUCAAGCAAGCGAACACCCGGGUAGAAAUCGCUAACAUACAGGAAGACUCAUACAGUCAAACUUCAUGUGACAGUCAUGUAUUCCAUGCCCUAAACUUCUAUUCCGAUCGAACGGCAACAAUCGAGAUAGUCAAUGAAGACGAACAUCUGGAUAAGAUCGCCUUCCCUGUCAUCGCACAAUGUAAUUAUCUAUCGACAGACUUUAAAACCCAUCUACUUGAUUCGUGUCCAUUGAACGAGCAGUCCUCCAAAGUGUCGGCGUUGUUUUCAAAAAUCGACGAAAUUUAUGCGGAGUUGCUCUGCAAACAACACUUAUUAGCUCGUCCCGUCUACCGGUCGUUCGCGGAGCACUCCAGCUGGUUCACUGACGCCUGUUUCUACCUCACUGUGUGUAUUAACAUCAUGAUCAUAGCUUUCUAUCCUUUCGAAACUUACUGGUCUUCCCAUUAUGGAAUGCGCACAAUUUGGGUACAUCGGCACCCUAUUCCGCUAUGGCCACUGCUUCCUUCGGUCUGUCUUGCUUCGCUCUACUUUCUGGCCAAAUUACCUGUGUAUUGCACAGUUGGUCUUACUAGUUUCAGCGCAGUCGUCUAUCUCGGUGGUCUUCAUGCAGUCCUGGCACUGGGUUGUCUGAAUCUACUACUUAGAAUUCUCAAUCUAUGCGUUGGCCUGGAGGAACAUCGAAAUCUGGUUCGCUUCAGACAAUCUGUACCAGCAGCCUUUCUGUCAACAAGUUCCCUCACCGAAUUUCCCGAAAAGAAACCGGUAGUGGUACCAACAAGGCUUAUGAUGGCAAGUACUUCUGUUCAACGCAGUGUUGUCUGCUGGGAGGCCCUCUCUUCGUUCACAACGAAUUUGGUUUACUCACUUAAAUCGCUUACUUCCUCGUUGACGCAAUUUCCUCGGUCAAUAUAUCUGCAGCUGCUGUUUACCAUGUUAACAGGACUUGGUCUUUUUGUUCAUCCAUUUUUUCACAGCCUUGUGCUCUUGGAUGUGGUCAAUCGAGAGGAAACGUUGCUGAAUGUGAUUCGAUCAGUGACGAAAAACGGUCGCUCAAUCCUACUGACUGCAGUCUUGGCUCUGGUAAUAAUCUACAUGUAUGCUCUCCUGGGCUAUCUUUUUUUCCGAGAUGAUUUCCUAUUGGAUGUGGAAGCAAAUUCGGUUGAAAAGGAUAGCUGUCAUGACGCUGAUAUUGCAUCGGAUUCCCCCAACCGGACUUUGCUGAACUGCACGGAUCCAGAACAACUCAGUGAACCAUUCAGAGAACGCCACUGUGAUUCUCUACGUAUGUGUAUUUUGACAACUCUUCAUGAAGGUAUCCGAAACGGAGGUGGGAUUGGCGAUGUCCUUAGGCGCCCAAGUAUUCAGAAACUACCUGUUGAUUACCCUAUUUCGUUUCCGCUUACCAAGGAGAACCACUUUUUGACGCGUACGAUCUACGACUUGUCAUUCUUUGUGAUUGUGAUCAUUAUCAUUCUAAACGUGGUAUUCGGCGUGAUCGUGGACACAUUCGCUGCACUUCGUCAAGAAAAGCAGGACCGCGAAGAACUGGCCAGAAACAACUGCUGUGUUUGUGGAUUGCAGCGCCCCGUAUUCGAACAAAACGGACUGAGUUUUGAUGCACAUGUGAAGAGUGAACACAACAUAUGGAACUACGUGUACUUUGUUGUCCUGCUUAGAACGAAAAGUCCGGCGGAAUACACAGGACCAGAAAGUUAUGUGAAUGGCAUGUUGAAGAGGAAGGACCUAAGAUGGAUCCCAGUUCGGUGUACGUUAAAUAUUCCAAUGGAAAACAGAGGACAUGCCAAGCGAAAUGAAGAGGCUGCACAGCUUUUAGAGAAAAUAGAAAGCACUGACAAGGCGGUUAAGAAAAUGGAAAGGCUGUUGCAAAAUCUAACCGAACAAAUUAGCCGCAAACGCGUGGAGAAGACAAAAGAACACAUUUUGGCCAGCAUCGCUAAUAGAAGAACAGACGAGUUUUGAUUACUUCUCAGGUUGACGCCGGCAUGCGUUGAGACAGAUGAGUUUCUUUCAACCUACUAACUCAGGCCUAUAUUGCUCGUAUGGACAUGCCAAAAAUUUAUACUUUUGUAAUAAAGCUCACUGUCAUUGAUGCUUCAUUGUAAUGUCCACUGGAGCAAAAUUCUCUGGUUCCUACUUGUCUUGAGAACAUUAGCACUGAUGACUGUAGUUACGUAUUCUAUCGUCUUCUAUUGGCUCAUUCGCGUUUGCCGGCUUUUGAA
This is a messenger RNA of Opisthorchis viverrini, 8741 nucleotides long. RefSeq lists its product as hypothetical. Gene Ontology annotation, cellular component: membrane; endoplasmic reticulum. The record is from RefSeq and is a predicted model, not a curated record. The annotation marks the transcript as partial. Gene Ontology annotation, molecular function: inositol 1,4,5-trisphosphate-gated calcium channel activity; inositol 1,4,5 trisphosphate binding. The transcript has 47 exons. Gene Ontology annotation, biological process: calcium ion transmembrane transport. Lineage: Eukaryota; Metazoa; Platyhelminthes; Trematoda; Opisthorchiida; Opisthorchiidae.